AGACCCGCACCGCAGACCCGCACCGCCAUGACCCAAGUCGCCCGUGUCGCCCCCGCCGCCCCCCGGCUGCUGCCGGCCGCGCUGCUGCUCCUGCUCCUGGUCGCCGCCGGCCAGCGCGCAGCAGGGGCGCCCGUGGUCGCUGAACUGCGCUGCCAGUGCCUGCAGACCCUGCAGGGAAUUCACUUCAAGAACAUCCAAAGUGUGAAGGUGACGCCCCCGGGACCCCACUGCGCCCAGACCGAAGUCAUAGCCCAGCUCAAGAGUGGGCAGGAAGCCUGUCUCAACCCCGCAGCCCCCAUGGUUAAGAAAAUCAUCGAUAAGAUGCUCAACAAUGGCAACUCCAGCUGACCAGGGGGAAAGAGGAAGCUCAUCUGCGGGUGGUCCUGAAGCAGGCCCUGCCUUUAUAAGAACAGAAGAGAAAAGAGAAAACAGUUCCUGAGACUACCUGGACUGAGUUUUAAUGCAUUUAAGCACCUCUUAUGGGAGUUUUUCUAUUUAUUUAUUUGUUUGUUUUCAACUAUUCUACGUUAAUAUUUUACAUGUAAAAUAAUUAAGGGUGUGAUUGAAUCUGCUUAAACACUAUACCAUUAUAUUUAUCGCAUGUCAAACUUAUGAUCCUUAUUUAAUUUGAAAGUAAAAGGUUUUCAAGUGUUGCCCAGUCAUUAUGGUAAUAUUUCUGAGGAACUCACCACCUCUCAGCCACUGUGAUAGAGACAUAAGCAAGUUGACAGUGCGAUCAUUGUGAAGGUAGAGGAAUGUGUGUUUCUGUAACUGUUUAAAGGAAUGUCAUUUGUUAUUUAUUGAAAUGAUUUUCCAGUGCGUGGCCAACGUAUCUCAUGUUGAAGCUUUAAGAACUACAAUGUUCUAAAUAUUCCUUGGACAUUUUAUGUCUUUCUCGUAAGGCAUAAUGCCUUGUUUAGUGUGUUAAUUAUGCAGUGUUUCUCUGUGUCUUAGAACAAAGAGGUUUAAAUAUUUAUUGGUGUUUUCACAAAGAACAUGAAAAUAAAAUAUUUAAAAAU
This is a messenger RNA of Lemur catta (Ring-tailed lemur), 1019 nucleotides long. Its product is annotated as growth-regulated protein homolog gamma-like. Gene Ontology annotation, cellular component: extracellular region. Bases 28 to 348 code for a protein of 106 amino acids. Gene Ontology annotation, molecular function: CXCR chemokine receptor binding; chemokine activity. The transcript is spliced from 4 exons. The record is from RefSeq and is a predicted model, not a curated record. Lineage: Eukaryota; Metazoa; Chordata; Mammalia; Primates; Lemuridae. Gene Ontology annotation, biological process: antimicrobial humoral immune response mediated by antimicrobial peptide; inflammatory response; neutrophil chemotaxis.